Messenger RNA from Gilbertella persicaria, 1604 nucleotides. RefSeq lists its product as uncharacterized. Lineage: Eukaryota; Fungi; Mucoromycota; Mucoromycetes; Mucorales; Choanephoraceae. Bases 22 to 1512 code for a protein of 496 amino acids. Gene Ontology annotation, biological process: protein ubiquitination; interstrand cross-link repair. The record is from RefSeq and is a predicted model, not a curated record. Gene Ontology annotation, cellular component: nucleus. The transcript has 5 exons. Gene Ontology annotation, molecular function: ubiquitin protein ligase activity; protein binding.
GUUUUGUAUUUUUUUCCACUCAUGGAUCCUAUACGAUCACCAUCUGAUUCAAGCGAGGAUGAACAUGACUUUCAGAAACCCAUCGUGAUUCCUUUUGACAACCUUAAUUCAAGAAAAAGACAUCAUGCUGAAGUAGACACAAGUAAUGAUCUAGAAGAAGAAGAAGCAGAUCAUGAAGUAGACAUUUGCACCCUCUGUCAAACGUCAUGGACCAAUGGAGGAUUUCAUCGUAUAGUCAACUUAAAGUGUGGACAUGUGUUUGGCAAGAGUUGUAUUAGUACGCAUAUACGUGAUAUGCUAUCGAAAUUUGGUGCUGCUUGUUGUCCUAUAUGCAAAAAACCUGCUGUAAAGUCAGAACCAAGACAUAUUUGGCCAACAAAAUUGAUACCCGAGAACCAAGAAGAUCUAAAAUCACUUAAAUCACAAAUAGAAGAAGCCAGCAAGACACUCAAAGAUCUUGUACAGAAAAAUGCUAUUUUGAAAGGCGAGAUUGAAAAAUGUAAACUAGAAUUAAAUUCACUUGUGCCUGAAAAUGGCAUACAGCACACCACUAGACCACUUGCACCUCCACCCAGUAUACCACAACAACAAGAUAAACUGAUAUACAAGUACAAAGUUAAAUUUCCAAAUGAACAUUAUCAAGUUGUAGAUUUGAAUCCCUUUAUGGACAUGGUUGUCCUUGCUACACAUAAGACUCGAAGUAAUACAUAUGGACUACGAAAAAUCAAUGUCUAUGAUCCUUCAUUAACUGAAUUUGUGUCUAUAAACCAUCGAGACAGAAUACGGGAUAUAAAGCAUUCACCGCAAGCCAUGAUUCUUUCCACAGGCGAUGACAAGACACUUAAACUGACCUCAAUGACUAAAAACUUGGUUGUGCAAUCCUAUAGACUUAGCACACCUUGUUAUUCAUGCGCAUUUGAUAGCAAAACAAGCCAUACGCUUUAUUGUGGUUCAGUGACCGGUGAUUUAAUGGUAUUUGACAUACGUAACACAAAGAGUAGUUUGCAUGUGUUAAAAAAGCCUAUGGGAGGAACUGUUACACCAAUCACCUCAAUUCACUCAACAUUAGAUGCUAUUGUCUGUGCAGAUGAACAGAGCAUCUAUAGUUGGCAGCUUGGAUCAGAUGGUCAGUACGCCUAUUGUCCCUUAGAACACAAUCCACAGUUAUUUUCAGCGAGUUUCUAUGGUAACACGGUCUGUACGGCAGCCAAAGACAAUAACAGUAAGAUUUACAUGAGUCAUUUGAAUGCUUCCCCUGCUUUAAUCAAUGUCUUGGACUGGUCUUGUGAAAUGAUGUUUGAUUCUUUUAAAUGCUCUCAUUUUGAAAAAGGAAGUACUAUUUAUAUCUGUUCUACAAAAGAUAAUUGGGUGCAUUUAAGAGAUAAGGAACAAGACAUUCAAACUGUGCAAUGCGAUGCCCCUAUUAUUGAUAUCAAACAUACAAGUAUUCAACAAGAUCAAUUUACUGCCAUAUUGUCAGAAAAAGAGUUGCAAAUGUACAAAUUUAUUUAAAAUUCAUUAUGUAUAUCCAAUCAAGUCAAUUGAAUGCCUGAAUACAAACUGGGUUUAUUGUGUAUGUGUCACUUAUAAGUGCAACUUGAGAC